This is a messenger RNA of Paraglomus occultum, 501 nucleotides long. The record is from the annotation of a GenBank genome assembly. Lineage: Eukaryota; Fungi; Glomeromycota; Glomeromycetes; Paraglomerales; Paraglomeraceae.
AUGUCUGCUAGCGAAUUGAGUUACUAUUCUUCAGAAGAUGACAUUGACCUUAUAGAACAAUACAAAACCGGAUACUUUAUUCAAGAUUCUAUGAUGUACAAACCCUUCAGCAUAUUUCCACCACGCCAACGUCGUGCGACAUAUGUAUACCGUUUAGAUACCUGGUUAAGAUACACAUUGACAGCAAAUUUUACUGAGGCAAAUAGGACAUUUGUUUUGCGUUGCCUGGAUGAUUUAAGAAAGUGGAACGAUGAAGAAUCUGAAGAUAGGGUAAUUGAAGACGAUGCUACAUCGGAAAUAUUCGAAAUGUGGCCUGAGAGGAUUAGACAGUACGACGAGCGCCAAAUACAAUCCGUCGAAGGUGAAACCGGUGAACCGGAUGAAGACUCGCAGACUGUAAGCCGCAAUGGGGUUAUCCGUCGUCAGGAUUACCAUGUAGGGGAUAUCGUCAGACUUGAUAUACCAGCCUCUGACGGGCAGAGAAGAUUACUACUGUGCAAG